Molecule: messenger RNA, 2697 nt
Organism: Strongylocentrotus purpuratus (purple sea urchin)
Lineage: Eukaryota; Metazoa; Echinodermata; Echinoidea; Camarodonta; Strongylocentrotidae
Product: solute carrier family 40 member 1
Exons: 11
Coding region: 311-2479 (722 amino acids)
Biological process (GO): iron ion transmembrane transport
Cellular component (GO): membrane
Molecular function (GO): iron ion transmembrane transporter activity
Source: RefSeq, a predicted model, not a curated record
ACCCAUGUGGAACUGCAAUAUUAUUACUUGGGAGCUACACGUUUCGUAGCUUAAUAAUAAUAUUAAUAUACAAAAUUUGAAUGGUUUCACUAAGUUUAGUUUCAUUGUUUUGAUGAAUCCACGACCAUGACGGCCUCGCUAAAAUAAAUGCAUGCAGCAGAUUCACCACUUCAAAGUGUUAGUGGACUUCAUUCAUGGGUGAUUUCGAGAUGAAAUGAUAUCCAACCUGAUGUUCAAGUAGUCGUUGGAUAAUCCUCAGCCUCGGGAAUCCAACACCACUGCCACCACAGCCAAGAGGCCCAACACAGACAUGACAGGCAAGGGCUACGCAAGAUUCACUGAUGAUGAUGCUGAUGAGCAAGGGCUGAGAGACACUACUCUAGAACCUCCUACAUCCCCACCAGCUGUCCUCCAGGAAACCCUUGGAGAGGAAGACCCUUCAACAGCAGCAGAACAGCAUGAUCUACAGCCCGGGCUGGACCUCAAUCUUAAUAUUAACGUUACACAGGAAGGAACAAACCCAGAUGCAACGGGAGACGUAGGGCAAGGAGAUGGGGGAGGAGACCCUGGCGGAGGAGGUGGAGACAAUGGUGACUUGGCUACUCAAACAAGAUCCUCACGAUGGACUUAUGCAGCAUUCUACCAAUGGAUAAUGAGCAAUGCUGUGAUGCUUUAUAUCAGUCAAUUCUUAUCUGCAUGGGGUGAUCGUAUGUGGAGCUUCACUGUAGCCCUUUACCUAGUCGAGAUCCAGGAACAAUCUCUCCGUUUGACGGCCAUCUAUGGACUCUGUGUUUCCGCUUCUUCUCUCAUCUUUGGUGCGGCCAUUGGAAGAUGGGUUGAUAAGACGCCCAGAUUAAGAGCUGCCCGAACUUCCCUGAUCAUCCAAAACAGCAGUGUCCUGAUCAAUGCUUGCCUCCUGUGUACAGUCCUCAUCCUUAAGACGGACAUUCUGCAGAUCUGGAAUGGUGGCCUCUACAUCAUCUGUCAGCUGAUCAUCAUCAUACUCGGUACCUUGGCAUCACUGGCUAGCCUUGCCGAGAUGAUCUGUAUCCAGAAGGAUUGGGUGGUCGUCGUGGCUGGUGGGGACAAGGAUGUCCUUGCUAUUAUGAAUGCAAACAUGAGGCGUAUAGACCUCGUCAGUAACAUCCUUGCUCCCAUCGCCGUCGGUGCCAUCAUGACCGCAUCUAUGCUGAUUGGGGGUAUCUUUGUUGCAUCCUGGAAUGCCGGUUCCAUGGUGAUUGAGUACUGGAAUCUUUCGAGGGUGUACAGGAAUGUACCUGAGUUGGCUUUCAAAGGAGGCGUAGGAUGCACAGAUGAAGCUCUUCCUGAGCAAGAGGUCACAGGUCAAUACUCUGAAUUGGGCGAACCAGCCAUCGAAGCUCAAAGCGAUACCCAAGAAUCGAACGAUAGGGAGAAGGAAUUAACCAAGGUACCGGCAGCCUAUCCAGCAUCACCAGUAUCAGCUUCCGUAUCGGCAUCAGCAUCUCAGCCAACCACCCCGGCCAAGGAGGAGGAUGGGGAGAGAGAGUUUACAGAGAUACCAGUCACUCCAGCAUCAUUGGCCCCUGCACCAUCUACUCCAGUAACCAUGGCAACAAAGAAGGAUGGAGGCUGCUGCGGUAGAGUGACUGCAAAACUUAAGGAUAUGUUCGACGGUUGGAAGGUGUACAAAUCCUACGUGGAGUGUUGGGCCGGUCUAGGUAUGGCUUUCCUCUACAUGACUGUCCUGGGCUUUGAUUCCAUCACUCUGGGCUAUGGCUACUCACAAGGUAUGCCAGAGUAUGCCAUGGGAAUCCUACAGGCGCUUGGAUCCAUUACAGGUAUCUUCGGAACAAUGCUUUACCCAGUCAUGAGAAGAAGAAUCGGUCUAGUGAGAUCUGGACUCUACUCCCUUGGGAUUGAGAUAGCCUUCCUGAUGCUGUGUGUAGGAUCACUGUGGGCCCCUGGAUCUCCUUUCAUCUAUGAUUAUGGGAACAGCACCGUUGACGCGAGUCAGAGCAGUUCUCCACCUCUCACUUUGACGACCCCUCAUGUGGGGGUCAUGGCGCCACCUACUGUCGGUACAGGUACAACUCAAGCCCCAGACCUGUCCAGGGUGCAGUGUAAAUACACAGGCACUGAUCAACAACAGACGUCUCUCGUGUCCGCUGCUGUACUCUUCACAGGGAUCGUGUUAUCAAGGAUAGGAUUGUGGGCAUACGACCUUGUCGUGACCCAGCUGGUUCAGGAGAACGUGGUGGAGACGGAGCGGGGCGUCUUCAAUGGGGUCCAGAGGGCGCUAGAGUGCUCGUUCGACAUGAUCCACUUUGUCCUGGUCAUAGUCCUUCCGUGUCCAGAGACGUUCGGCUACCUGGUUAUCACAUCCGUCGUGUUCAUCAUAAUCGGCGCGUGUUGCUACAUGGUGUAUUCGUACAAGAUAAGAGGACAUUUGGUCCACAUGGAAAAGUUCACGCCGUGUUUGAAGAACGGUCAUGUCUAAUAAAGCCUGGGGUGUUUCACAAAGAUUCUUAGUCGAACUUAACUCUAAGUUGGACUUACAAAUUAUGAAGAGCCAUUUGUAGCCUUAGAAUACAAUAUAUUCCAAACCAAAAUUCAAGUAUUGCAGACUUUUCAUGAAUUCCACAUCAAGAACAUGAAAUCUGCCAUGAAAAUAGAAAAUAGAAUGAUAGAAUCAACAUUAUAUGCCUUUUAAAAUGA